This is a messenger RNA of Oreochromis aureus, 1821 nucleotides long. RefSeq names its product NADH-cytochrome b5 reductase 3. The transcript is spliced from 9 exons. Bases 311 to 1210 code for a protein of 299 amino acids. Gene Ontology annotation, molecular function: FAD binding; oxidoreductase activity. NCBI's taxonomy places the organism in Eukaryota, Metazoa, Chordata, Actinopteri, Cichliformes, Cichlidae. Gene Ontology annotation, cellular component: mitochondrion. The record is from RefSeq and is a predicted model, not a curated record.
GUUUACACGCUUACUGUACGUUUAUUCAGUGCAAAUCUCGACGAAAUUGGCAUAAAACAGCUUCAAAUACACAUAGAACUGCAUCAAAAUAUUUAUAUCCAGCGUUCAUUUUAUAAUUAGCCUACUGGGUUUAAUUUUCAUACAAACGGAAUUUUGUUUUUAAAAACUACAACCGGAUGUAUGUAUCCUACCUGGCUGACUCGCCUUACUUGACAACUUGGACCUCCGUCACAAUUAGUUGCCUUGAACUCGUUUGUGGUCUGCGCGCUACACUGACAAAGUAUUUUGCAUUUGUCCUCCCGGCCUGAAAAUGCUCUCCUACAUCUUUCGCCUGAUCCGAGGCGGCUUUGACAGCAUCAUCAACCUCAUCUUCAGGCUGCUCUUCCCAAAGAAGAGACCGGCCAUCACCUUAGAGGACCCCAACAUUAAGUAUGCACUGCGCCUGAUAGAUAAAGAGAUUGUCAGCCAUGACACAAGAAAGUUCCGCUUUGCACUGCCAUCCCCUGAACACGUCCUUGGUCUCCCUAUUGGGCAGCACAUCUAUCUGUCGGCAAAGAUAGACGGGAAGCUUGUCGUCCGUCCGUACACACCAGUGUCCAGCGAUGACGACAAAGGUUUUGUGGACCUGGUGGUGAAGAUCUACUUUAAAGACGUUAAUCCAAAAUUCCCAGAGGGCGGGAAGAUGAGUCAGUACUUGGAGAGCCUCAGGAUCGAUGACACGAUUGACUUCAGAGGACCCAGCGGCUUACUUGUUUACAAGGGCAAAGGUGUUUUUGCCAUUCAGCCUGAUAAAAAGUCGCCAGCUGAGAUGAAGACUGCCAAGCAUUUGGGCAUGAUCGCUGGAGGCACAGGCAUCACUCCCAUGCUGCAGAUCGUCACAGCAAUAAUGAAGGAUCCUGAUGACAAAACAGUGUGUCACCUGCUGUUUGCCAACCAGACUGAGAAAGACAUCCUCCUGCGACCGGAGCUGGAAGAGAUUCAGGUCAGCCACCCGGACCGGUUCAAGUUGUGGUUCACCAUCGACAGAGCACCUGAAAACUGGGAGUACAGCAAAGGCUUCAUCAGCGAAGACAUGGUGAGGGAACACCUGCCGCCUCCCAGCAACGAGACCCUCAUCCUGAUGUGCGGACCUCCACCGAUGAUCCAGUUUGCCUGCAACCCUAACCUGGAUAAAGUCUGUCAUGCCGACAGCCGCAGGUUCACGUUUUAGACAUCGUCCACACAGGAGUCAUCAUUUGGAUAUUUAAGGGUGUCCAGUUGUAUCUUUUUUUCCCCUUACCCUGAAAGCAUUAAAGCUGUCAUAUCUACAUUGGGUAUUGCACUAUAUUUAAAUAUGACAUAAUAUGCGAUGAUAUUUAUCAUGCAAGAGAAUCACAGCUUGGACCAAUUCUUGUAUGUUUGGUAGGAAGUUGUGAACGUGUAGGGGGAAAUGGGAUGUGAAAUAAGGAUUUUAUGACAGGAUAUGAAGUUUCUGGAUGUUUGGCUUGAAAAUGAGGCGCUUUCACUUUGGUUUUACUAGAAGACUCGAGGUUUACUGGCUGUUUUUUCUGAGUGCCUUAAACACCUGCAAAGAUUUUAUUUAAUGCACACCACAAGAAUUGUGAUCACUCGCUUCAAUACAGAAUCAUUGAUUGUUCCGUUAUGGCUGUUGGGAACGUGUUACAAGUCUAUACCUGUUGCUUAUCUGUUGUCACGCAAGACGUGUCAGUAUUUGCUCUGUUGUGAUUUGUCAAACGCAGCGUGGUUCCUGGUUUGUUUUCUGAAAGUCUGGAAAAAGUGGUUGCUUGUGUUUAUGGAUCAUAAAGCAACAAUGCUGUUGAA